This is a messenger RNA of Amborella trichopoda, 2804 nucleotides long. RefSeq names its product LRR receptor-like serine/threonine-protein kinase FEI 1. Gene Ontology annotation, molecular function: protein binding; protein kinase activity; ATP binding. NCBI's taxonomy places the organism in Eukaryota, Viridiplantae, Streptophyta, Magnoliopsida, Amborellales, Amborellaceae. The record is from RefSeq and is a predicted model, not a curated record. Gene Ontology annotation, biological process: protein phosphorylation.
GAAUGUUCGCUAGCAACUGACAGUACAGUGCAGCAUGCCUUCCCACUUAACUGGCUUUUGAUCGAACGCUUAGCCUUCCUCCGGGCCCAUUUUCAGUGGAAUUAUGUGAUCUAGGGUUUAUCUGAGAUUCUCUGCAACGCUAUUUAUCAGUUGAGCGUCCUGCAUUGCUAUAGCACCAUUCAAUCGAUACAAGGUGUUUGCAAGAUGAAUUAUGCCGCAGUGCUAUAGAAGUAUUCAACUGGUGUGAUCUAGGGUUUUAUCAAUCGCCAUUGUUUAGUUGGGCUAUGCCAAAGUUCUAUGUCAAGCUUGAAGCUUGGAUAUUGCUUUAGGUUCAAUAAACUGUUAUUGAGUUUUGCUACCAAUUUUGAGCUGGUUAUGCUCUGUUUUGUUGGUGGCUUGUGCUGUGGUUCACGUCCAGCUCUGUUUUGAAAUGCCUCAGGUCAAAUUCACCAGAUCUGGUUCCAGGAGGUCAUCUGAAUGAGAAUACUUAUCCUCAUCGAAGAAGCAGGUUUCACUUAGAAUUAUCGGAUGCUGAAGCUCAUUGAGGCACACAUGCCCUUGCUUCUGUUGUCCUCUUGUGCCAAUCCAUAUGUUGGGCAUUUCCAAUGUCUGGUCUGGGAAGAGAUUUUCCCAGUAAUAUUGGUGGCUUUUUGGUUGAAGCUGAAAAAACAUGUAAUGAAUGGGCAUCUCUUCAUGCAAUGAAAUUUUCAGAGUUGAUGCUACUAUUACUCUUGCUGGUUUUUGUUCUUGUUGAGACAAGCAUAGCACUGAAUCCCGAUGGUGUUGUUUUAAUUAGUAUCAAGUCAGCAAUUAGUGAUUCAGAUGGUAUCCUUGCUCAAUGGAGAGAAUCAGAUCCAGAUCCAUGUGGCUGGAAAGGAGUAACUUGUGACAAGGAAAAGCGUGUGAUCUUCUUGAGUCUUCCAUUCCAUAAGUUGCGUGGUUACAUAUCGCCUGAUAUUGGGAAGCUAACCCACCUAAGAAGAUUAGCUCUUCAUGACAAUAACUUAUAUGGAACUAUUCCUUCAGGAUUGGGGAACUGCACUGACCUUAGAGCUUUGUAUUUGCAGGACAACUUUUUAAGUGGAUCUAUUCCUACUGAGUUCGGGAGCCUUUUGGAGCUGAAAAUUCUUGACAUUUCCAGCAACAGUCUCAGUGGUUCCAUUCCCUCUUCACUUGGGAAUUUGACAAAACUUUCAACAUUCAAUGUUUCUACCAAUUUUUUGGUUGGUGAGAUUCCACUUGGAGAUGGUCUUAGUAAGUUCAACCAAAAAUCGUUUGUUGGAAAUCGUGGUCUUUGUGGAAGACAAGUCAGUGUGAUAUGCAGAAAUGCCAUUGAGGGACCUUCAGCAACUCCUGAAUCUCCUGUUUCAGGUGUUUUAUCUUCCCCAAAUGGAGUGAAAAUUCUAGGGUUAAUGAGAGGGUCUGGCAGAUACUCAGCUGGCCUCCUUAUUAGUGCUGUGGCAACAAUAGGUGUUUCGCUUCUUGUUGCAGUGAUGUGCUUUUCAGGUUGCUUUCUUUACCAAAAGUUGCGGAAAAAUGACAUAAAGCCAGCUCUGAAUGCAAAUGAAGGCACAUCAGUGGUCAUAUUCCAUGGUGAUUUGCCCUAUAAUUCAAAAGAUAUUGUAACAAAGAUAGAGGCUUUAAAUGGUGAAACCGUUAUAGGUUCUGGAGGAUUUGGAAUGGUCUACAAGCUUGCAAUGGAUGAUGGUUGCCUUUUUGCACUGAAAAAAAUUGUAAAGACAAAUGAAAGUUCUGAUCUAUUUUUUGAGAGGGAGCUUGAAAUUCUUGGAAGUAUCAAGCAUCGUCACUUGGUAAAUUUGCGAGGAUAUUGCAAUUCUCCUUAUUCUAAAUUGCUUAUCUAUGAUUAUUUAUCUGGCGGCAACUUGGAUGAAGUACUGCACGAAAGGUCUGAGCAACUUCACUGGGAUGCGCGCAUAAAGAUCAUUGUAGGAGCUGCUAGAGGUCUGGCUUAUCUACACCAUGAUUGUUCUCCUAGAAUUAUACACCGUGAUAUAAAAUCCAGCAAUAUAUUACUCGAUAGACAUAUGGAAGCUCUUGUAUCGGAUUUUGGGAUUGCCAAAUUGUUGGGGGAUGAAGUUUCUCAUGUCACCACCAUUGUGGCUGGAACAUUUGGUUAUUUGGCUCCAGAGUACAUGCAGACCGGCAGAGCUACUGAAAAGUCCGAUGUGUAUAGUUUUGGAGUUCUUCUUCUUGAAAUAUUGAGUGGGAAGCGUCCUACUGAUCCAUCAUUUAUUGAAAAAGGCCUGAACAUUGUUGGUUGGUUGAAUCUAUUGGUUAAAGAGAGGAGGCAGAGGGAGAUCUUGGAUCCUCUCUGUGAGGGAGUGCAAGAGGAGAGCUUUGAUGCAUUGUUGAGCAUAGCAAUUAAUUGUGUUUCUUCAAAUGUGAAGGAGCGACCCACGAUGCAUAGGGUGGUCCAUAUGCUCGAAUUUGAAGUGUUGGCUCCUUGCCCAAGUGAUUUCUCUUAUUCAAGUUUUGAUGAUUGAUAUUAUGCAUCAAUUGUAAUAUUUGUUGUUUUUUCUUUCUCUCAUUUCUAUCUUCUUCUUUUCUUGUAUUAUACUUGUCGCCUAUCUCACAUUUCGGAAACAAGUUUAUUUAUGCAUGGAAUGCGAGUACCAGUUCGAUAAGAGAAUCGAAAUGGGCAAAUGCAUGUCUUGGUAAUUCCUUUUGGCGUCCAGGAUUUGUGAAGGUGGUGAACCAGGAUUUUCCUUCAAGAGUUUUAGAGUAAGAGAAAUGUAUGGCAUUUGUUCAAGUCUUACAUUUUAGUUUUUUUUGUUGUUUUUUCA